ACGCCGGCGACAGGCACCGAACGACGUUGACGACGACGCCAACGACGCCGAAGACGACGCCAGCCAGCGCUCUCCUCCGCGCUGAACGGCGCUGAUCACGAACUCCAUCGGGAUCAUCCUGCGCGCUGCGGAUCGGCGACGGGACUCGCGCGAACGACGACACUGACGACGCGCGCGCACGACGAACCGGACUCACGACACAUCAGCAUCUAACGGAAAACACGGAUUUUGACGGACGUUGACCAUGUCGUACACGGGCAUUGGCGGCUCGCCCACGAAUCGCAAUGGCGCGGGCGCGGGAUGCGUGCGCCAGGGCCUUGUCAGCUUGAAGGAGGAUGGAACGUUCGCGAGCUGGAUUUGGAAGGCCAAAUGGCUCGUGCUGAAGGAGGCGGUCCUGGAGGUCCGCAAGUCUGAGAAUGCGCCCCAGCAAUCGGUUAUUCAACUCAACGACAUCUCCAACAUCGAGCGCACGGACCUGAAGCCGUACUGCCUACUCCUGGAGACGAAGGAUAAACGGUUCUAUAUGGCUCUAAAAUCCGAUGAAGAACUAUACGGCUGGCAGGACGACAUCUACUCUCGCUCCCCACUCAUGGGUGUCUCAAAUCCGACCAACUUUGUUCACAAGGUUCACGUCGGGUUUGACGCCGUCACUGGCGCCUUCACCGGUCUCCCUGACCAAUGGUCCAAACUCCUCACCAAAUCCGCCAUCACUCGGGAAGAUUAUGCAAAGGACCCCCAAGCCGUGCUGGAUGUGCUCGAAUUCUACGUCGAUCACCAGAAGAGGGAGGAGAUGGGCGAAAUGGGCAUCCCAACACAACCCUACACCGAUGCGCCUGCCCGCUUCAACGCGGGGACCGGGCUUGCGGGGGCUAAUCAACGACCGCCCAUCGGCAGGCAAGACUCCGCACCAGCACCGUUGGGAUCGCAAGGCACUGGUGGACAACAACGCCCGGCACUCUCAACAGAACGCUCGAUACCCAACUUGCAGGCGUCCAGGCCAGCGCCGCCCCGGCCGCUGUUGACAGCAAACCGGCCAGCACCCUCACCACCCAGCGCCGCUGAUCUCCGCGCGCGAAAGCCUGCGCAGGGCCCCUCCGGCGGCGCCCCUCCACGGAAAGAGAGCCUCGACCCCGGCCAGCGCGAACGCGACGACUACGAGCGCGACCAGCGUGACCGUGAGCGCGAACAACGAGACCGCGACCGUGCUGACCGCGACCGCGCUGACCGUGAGGCGCGCGACCGUGAGCAACGGGACCGUGAUCGCGAGCGCGUGCGGCAGCAGCGGGAGAAGGAGCGCGAGCGGGCUGAUCGUGAGCGGGAGCGGGAGGAGCGACCGGGCAUGGGUGCGCCCGCGAAGAGCGCGCCGGCGACGAGCCAGCCGGGGACGCAUCCUGCGCCGGGGGCGGCGGGCGCGCUUGCGGGGCCGCCGCCAGUGAAGCCGUUGCAACCGGCGAAGAAGAUCCAGAUCAAGGAGGAGGAGCGGCCAACGAAGGGGGGCGGUGGGGUCGCGGCCGCGGCGGCUGCGCUAGAAAAGCCGAAGGAGAAGGAAAAGCGGAUCAGCACGAUGACGGAGGUGCAGAUCAUGGAGAAGUUGCGGCAGGUGGUGUCGGAUGAUGACCCGAAGACGAUCUACAGUAAGAUCAAGAAGAUCGGGCAGGGUGCUUCUGGCCAUGUGUACGUUGCGAAGACGCUUGCAACUGGCAAGAAGGUGGCUAUCAAGGAGAUGGAUCUCAGCCACCAGCCACGAAAGGAGCUCAUCGUGAACGAGAUCAUGGUCAUGAAGGAGAGCCAGCAUCCGAACAUCGUCAACUUUCUUGACUCGUACUUGGUAAAGAGCAACGAGCUUUGGGUCGUCAUGGAGUACAUGGAGGGCGGUGCUUUGACGGAUGUCAUCGAGAAUAACACGCUCGAGGAGGAUCAAAUUUCAAGUAUCUGUCUGGAGACCUGCAAAGGCCUUGGCCAUCUGCACAGCCAGAGCAUCAUCCACCGUGAUAUCAAGUCCGACAACGUUCUCCUCGACGCAAGUGGUCGCGUCAAGAUCACCGAUUUCGGCUUCUGCGCCAAGCUGACGGACCAGAAGUCGAAGCGCGCGACCAUGGUGGGCACUCCGUACUGGAUGGCGCCGGAGGUCGUGAAGCAGAAGGAGUACGGGGCGAAGGUCGAUAUAUGGUCGCUCGGCAUCAUGGCGAUCGAGAUGAUUGAGAACGAGCCGCCGUAUCUGGAUGAGGAGCCGCUGAAGGCGUUGUACCUGAUUGCGACGAACGGUACGCCGACGUUGAAGAAGCCGGAGGCGUUGAGCAAGGAGCUAAAGGGCUUCCUCGCUGUCUGCUUGUGCGUGGAUGUCGCCAGCCGCGCGACUGCCGGCGAGCUUCUGGAGCAUGCAUUCCUCAAGAAGGCGUGCUCGUCCGCGGGCCUCGCGCCGUUGCUGCGCUUCAAGAACAAGACGCAGUCAUGAUGUUACUCGUCAUCUUCGCCCAUGCUACCUCCUCGCCGCAAUACCUUUGGCCAAGGGGGCGGCUCGUCAGCGCGUCCAUAUCUACUCACGCACUCGCUCCUCCACUGUGCAUACACCGCAUCGUACCUCAUGUCCGCAGCGUGCUGCUUGCCAGUGUGGUCACACAUCCUCGUACCAUGUUGCAUGUCGGCGUCGUGCUGCUCGUCCGCAUUGCUGCUGUUCAUAUACCGUUCUCUUGCGGCACCGGAUGCGCCCUGACUUUGGUAGCCCAUUUAGCAGUCUUUCAGCCGGCCGUAUUAUUAUCCCACUUCCUUUUCAUUGUGUAUUUGCGGAGUCUAUUCAUCCUCUUUCGUUAUGAUGAUUUGCGGAAAUCUGGG
This is a messenger RNA of Schizophyllum commune H4-8, 2832 nucleotides long. Its product is annotated as Pkinase-domain-containing protein. Gene Ontology annotation, cellular component: cytoplasm. Gene Ontology annotation, biological process: intracellular signal transduction; regulation of MAPK cascade; protein phosphorylation. The transcript is spliced from 18 exons. The record is from RefSeq and is a predicted model, not a curated record. The coding region runs from base 245 to 2455 and encodes 736 amino acids. Gene Ontology annotation, molecular function: protein serine/threonine kinase activity; ATP binding. Lineage: Eukaryota; Fungi; Basidiomycota; Agaricomycetes; Agaricales; Schizophyllaceae.